Messenger RNA from Mizuhopecten yessoensis (Yesso scallop), 953 nucleotides. RefSeq names its product cartilage matrix protein-like. The record is from RefSeq and is a predicted model, not a curated record. The transcript has 2 exons. NCBI's taxonomy places the organism in Eukaryota, Metazoa, Mollusca, Bivalvia, Pectinida, Pectinidae. The annotation marks the transcript as partial.
GUUCACGAUGCUUUCAUAUUCUGGCUACAGGUUGAUGAAGACAAGUUUAACACUACAACGAACUGCGCCCAUUACACAAUACGCGAGGAAUGUAGUAUCAUCUUAUCCGAGUUCCAAAUCGACUGGUCAAGUGUCCAGUGGACUGACCUCCUGAAGCCUCUGUACUCCGGCCUAGCAGCGUCCCUAUAUCUCAAACUGCAAGGGGCUGACCCAGCCCCUGGCGACCUAGCCGGCCAAGCAUCUUUGUGGAAAAGUUAUUUCCAACCAACUCAGAACCUGACAACGUAUACAACAAAGAUCCAACAGAAAGAGAGUACGGCGGACGACUCUUGUGACUACAAACCCAUCGACAUUGUCUUCAUCAUUGAUGAAUCGGGAAGCGUCGGCUCUUCAAACUUCGCUAAAAUACUCACUUUCCUAACGGAAGUAGUCGACGAUCUGAACAUCGGAUCUACAGCUGUGCAGGUUGGUCUCGUCAAGUUCCACACAAGGGCAACUCUUGAAUUCUACCUAGGAACACACUCGACAAAAACAUCUCUGAAGUCCGCCAUUUUGAACACCCGAUAUCGAAGUGGAGGGACCAGCAUUGGGGCAGGAAUUCAGCAUGCAGACAAGUAUGUCUUUCCUAUUUUAUAUGGUGGCAGAAAGGACGCAACAAAAAUAGCCAUUCUGGUCACAGACGGAGUGUCAUCCUCUGCUACAUUUACUAAGCAGGCGGCCGAUGAUGCGAAGGCUAAUCACAUUAGGAUAUUUGCUGUGGGGAUAGGGAAUAUCAACAUUGCAGAGUUGAACUCUGCUGCCAGUGAUCCAGACUGCACGCAUGUCUCCGUUCUCACCAAUUUCAAGCAGAUUGACGACAUCAUUUAUGAAAUCAAGAAAAGUGCAUGCAGGGGUAGGUAUUUUAUUUCAACGUUUUAACGUAUUAACUACUGUAUACCGGAGCAUGUUUGCCA